AUGUCUUCUUUUCCUCCGCUUUAUGUCGUCUGGUCAUAUAUAGUCACGGUCGGCCUGCCUUUGUAUUUGGCGAGGCGAGGAUACAAGAAAAAGUCGCUCUCGUUCAGUGGAGCAUUAGCUGCAUUUUUUGUUGGAAUGGGGACACUUGCAAAUGAAUGGAGAUUAUUUGCGGUGAUAUUAUUAACAUUUUAUUAUACGGGAUCAUUCUUCACCAAGUUCAAGGCGGCAAAAAAGAAAGAGCUCGAUGAAGAAUACACUGAAGGCGGUCAGAGGACCGCAAUACAAGUAUUCUGCAAUGGAUUCUGGGGAAUGGUUCUAGCCAUAGCACAUCGAUCGUAUUUUGGUGAUAUCGAUUGCCUGUGGGAAGAGCCUAAAUCGCGAUUGAUAGUCGUGGCUUAUGUUGGUGGGCAAGUGAACUCGGCGUACUCAGUCCCACCUGGCACAAAUGGCGGCGUAUCGCCACUAGGUCUACUCGCUUCUAUAGCUGGUGGCACUUUAAUCGGCAUUUGUUCCGUCUUGUGCCUCUAUCCUUCCUGCGACCGUGUUAUUUUUGAACUUGUUCCCCUUGGCGCAUUCGCCGGUUUAUUUGGGUCUCUUGUCGAUUCCUUUCUCGGCGCGACAGUGCAGCAGACGUUAUACUCGAAGGAUAAGAAAAUGAUUGCAUCACAUGACAGAGAGGGUGUAGUGGUUGUAAGUGGGAUAAAUUUACUGGAUAAUAAUCAGGUUACCGUCAACAUCUCCUUGUUGAAGAAGAGACCUACACAAUUGAUCGCCGUCAGAUGA
Molecule: messenger RNA, 783 nt
Organism: Paraglomus brasilianum
Lineage: Eukaryota; Fungi; Glomeromycota; Glomeromycetes; Paraglomerales; Paraglomeraceae
Source: the annotation of a GenBank genome assembly